CCUGCACUUUCAGUUUUGAACGGAAAUGUCCCUUGAUGUAAAGAUGAACAACUUGUAAGGUAAUUCCUUCAUUAUAAUCAGUCAAAAAUAGGACAUCGCCAUGUGGUAUACUGAUAUAUUUGGGGCUUCGGCGCGAAGAUUCAAAUCAGCGAAGAAGCAAACAGCGCAGAAUUACCUGAGUUUGAGGGGACGGAAAUACUUUGCGAUAAUUACUGCUUUAAUGACAUGCUCAGGGGAAGUAAGAAAUCGUCCUCCAUUGACAAAAUUCAUAAAGCGGCGUUCAUUGAUGGCCGCAAGUAUCUGUCAAAGUCUGAUCAAUGAAGGCUGGAAAUCCUACGCCAAUGAUCUCGGUGAAGCACCAGAAGCGAAAGGGAUUUAUACCAUAGGUUUAGAGGGCGAAGGUAUCAGUACGUGGGUCAUUCAAACAACAUUCGAGGGCGGUUCACGGAACACAAAAACCAAAAUUUGAAUAUUGAUAAAUUUGUUAAAGAUCACUGAUUCAAUUUAGAUAAUGAGAGGAAUUUAAUGAUUAAAUGGGUGCCAGAUUCCAAUGGCGCUUGUGUUGAGGGUCAGUACCUUGAAUGUUUGGAGAAGAAACUCGGGCAUCGGCCAAAAUACAACAUGAAAGGUGGUAAUAAAUGCAACUGAACUCCUCUUGCAUACCUGAGACAAAAGAAUCAAAACUAGCUUUUUAAUGUGUCAUUAGGAUUAAUCGUGCAUGACAAUCUCUUAAAAAAACUAUGUUAUGUAAACUGAAGAUAGCUUAGAGAUGUAGUUUUGUCUGCCCUAAAGUUUCUUUAUCUGUGAUGUAUUUAUUUCAUAGUAUUGUUCAGACUUAAACAUCUUGUACAAGUGAUCGAAGCUUUGCACUUGUGAUUCACAAAUGAAUGAAUGGGAGUAUAUAGCAAGAUGAUGGAUGUAAUUUCCUUCAUUUUCACUCGAUGACUAUGCCAUUGCUUAUUAUAUAUAGAACAAUUUAAUAAAUCUUACUCGUGUAGGUCAUGUUAGAUUUGUCUAGAUCCACUUUUCUUAUGCAACUACCUGUUGGCGUUAGUUUCCUUCAAAUAUCGUAAGGCUUUUUGUCAAGUUUCGCACUCCAAGCAUAUGGCACAUAGACUGUAUUUAUCUUUUUCAUGAGCUCCAUUGAAUUAUUGAUAUUAUUGAAAAGGUCAAGCUGUCGACAACCAAUAGGGCAUGAACACUUUUCAGGCUAACUUGCGUCAAUUAAUGUGCGAAGAAGGAAUAAAUCUCGGUGCUGGGGCUAGUAAAACAAAACAUUCUCUUAAGUGCUCCAUAUAGUACUAAAUAACUCAUUAUUUUCUAUGAAGCUCUGAUGGCAGCCGUUAAUAAACAUUU
Messenger RNA from Stylophora pistillata, 1356 nucleotides. RefSeq lists its product as uncharacterized. The record is from RefSeq and is a predicted model, not a curated record. Lineage: Eukaryota; Metazoa; Cnidaria; Anthozoa; Scleractinia; Pocilloporidae.